CUCUCUCCAGUACAGCAGGUGGCAGUGUGCAGCUUUACUCUGCUCUGACUCAACACACAGCCAGAGGAAGAGGAUAAAGUGUCCAAACACAGAGAAAAACUCCUGCUGAAGCGACUGAUCUCCACACUGUUAUAAAGAUGGCGUUUAUUAAAGAGGAGAGUGAAGAUGUGAAGAUUGAAGAAACAUUCACAGUCAAACAGGAAGAUCUGCAGGAACAAACAGACCUAAUUGAAGAGAAUGAGGGGAGUAAAGAGAAGAAACAUCAUGUCAAAAUUGAGGAAAAAACUCAUUUACAGACUGAUGGUAUUUUAAAAAGGAGAGAUGAGAAUCGUUUCACUUGCACCCAGUGUGGAAAAAGUUUUGGAAGAAAAGGCUAUCUUAAGAUUCACAUGAUGAUCCACACUGGAGAGAGACCAUUCACAUGCACUCAGUGUGGGAAGAGUUUCAGCUACUCAUCAGACCUUAAUCAACACAUGAAGACCCACACUGGAGAGAAACCAUUUACAUGCACUCAGUGUGGGAAGAGUUUCAGACGCUCAUCACACCUAAAUGAACACACAAUGAUCCACACUGGAGAGAAACCAUUCACAUGCACUCAGUGUGGGAAAAGUUUCAUCUGCUCAUCAUCCCUUAAUAAACACAUGGUGAGCCACACAGGAGAGAAACCAUACACUUGCACUCAGUGUGGGAAGAGUUUCAGCCAAUCAUCAUCUCUUAAUCAACACAUGAAGAUCCACACUGGAGAGAAACCAUUCACAUGCACUCAGUGUGGGAAGAGUUUCAGCCACUCAUCAUCUCUUAAUAAACACAUGAAGACCCACACUGGAGAGAAACCAUUUACAUGCACUCAGUGUGGGAAAAGUUUCAGCCAAUCUUCAUCUCUUAAUCAACACAUAAUGAUCCACACCGGAGAGAAACCAUUCACAUGCACUCAGUGUGGGAAGAGUUUCAUCCGCUCAUCAUCCCUUAAUCUACACAUGAGGAUUCACACUGGAGAGAAACCAUUCACAUGCACUCAGUGUGGGAAGAGUUUCAGCAACUCAUCAGACCUUAAUAAACACAUGAAGACCCACACUGGAGAGAAACCAUUUACAUGCACUCUGUGUGGGAAGAGUUUCAGACGCUCAUCACACCUAAAUGAACACACAAUGAUCCACACCGGAGAGAAACCAUUCACAUGCACUCAGUGUGGGAAAAGUUUCAUCUGCUCAUCAUCCCUUAAUAAACACAUGGUGAGCCACACAAGAGAGAAACCAUUCACUUGCACUCAAUGUUGGAAGAGUUUCAGCCAAUUAUCAUCUCUUAAUAAACACAUGAGGAUCCACACUGGAGAGAAACCAUUCACAUGCACUCAGUGUGGGAAGAGUUUCAGCCAAUCUUCACACCUUAAUAAACACAUGAUGAGCCACACCAUUCAGAGAUUUACUUGCACUUAAGCCGCGGCCACACUAGACUUUUCUUCCCAUAGACAUCCAUUCAUACGCACGCGAAUGUGUCAGACCGGAAAUGCAAGUUUGUGCGUUAAGUUUCGCAGUUCACUGCAUUGCAAAGUUCAAGCUUGGUGAACUCUGACCUGCGAAAUCACUUUACUUGACUGUGUGAGACUAAUCUGUGAGACUAAGAUCAAAACAUGACCCCUUUGGACAGAAAUUUAAAAUAUGGACCAAUCGCUCACUUUUUUCUAAUCAUCUUGUUUAAUCCUGCCCUUUUUCGCAGCACCGUUCAACAGAAUGUCGCCUGCUCAAACUCUAGUAUGACUGCAGCUUCGGUGUGGGAUGAGUUUCAGCAACUCCUCAGACCUUAAUAAACACAUGAAGACCCACACUGGAGAGAAACCAUUCACAUGCACUCAGUGUGGGAAAAGUUUCAACCGAUCAGCAAGCCUUAAUGAACACAUGAAGAUCCACGCUGGUGUGAAAGAGUAUAUGUGCUUUGAGUGUGAGAAGACUUUUAUUACAGCUCCAAAAUUGAAACUGCACCAGACGAUUCACACUGAAGAGACAGUACAAGUGUUCACACUGUGACAGGAGGUUUAAUCAGUUAACACAUCUGAAAACACAAAAGAGGAUUCACACUGGAGAGAAACUGUACAGAUCUGAUCAGUGUCUACAGAGUUUUGCUCAUUCGGCGCAGUUUAAUUAACACAUGAACAAAAAAAGUUGCACACGACAUGAAUGCAGCAAAACAUUUUCUCAUGUGCACAGGAUGUUUCAUGUCUGAAUAAUGUUUGAAAAGGCUGAGUGACUGUAUACUGUUUUCCAACACUCCUACAACUGCAGUAGGUGGGGUUGUAAAUGUGUUGUGCUCCUCACGUUUACUGUAAACACAAUGAUGGCGACUGAGAGAAGAACAGUUUUAUAAACAUCUGGCAAACAGCACCUCUGCGGCUUAAAAUCUCUUUGCAAGUGAUUGUACAGGUGCGGAUACAUCUGUACUCCACUCUCCAGUGGAUUCAUGUAGCUAGUGUUGUUUUGGGUGAUGUUCUCUGUCUGACUCCCUGAAUGAGAAACAAAUCACUGGGAAGACGCCGCACAUCAAAGAAGGUGGAGCUCCAGGGCGGUUAGUUUACAGUAUACUCAAGUUUAGAAAGCCCAUUCAAUUGUCCUGUGUUGCAUCUUUUAUUAGUAAAGUUUCUUUACUUUUAAGUUCAAGAUUCUUUCUAGUUUACUACCUUUAUUUUUUUUGAGUAGAAUACAAACUUGAUGAAUAUUUUAUGAUUUAGGCUGAGCAACAGGUAUGAAGUUUUACAAUAUUAAUACAAUGUGAUGAUCCCAAGACUCCAGCUUGGAGUCUGUGGUAAAUCCUGAUUGGAUGCCUGCAUUACUCAUCAAUGGGUCUAUAAAAGUUGUGCUAGCUACCCCAGGACACUGUGGCUACUCAGGAGUCCUCAUGUCAAGACCUGCCAUCUCAUUGACUCUUUAACCUUAUGGUUUUGUUUUGCAUUACUUUUAUCAUGUAGUUAAAGUGUUGUUUUGAUUAUAUCCUAAGUUCUUUAUCUUUAUUAUUAUUCCAAGACAUUUGUUGGUUGCUUUGAUUGAUUGUUCUAUGAGUUACAUUUUAUAAUAAAUAGC
Molecule: messenger RNA, 3071 nt
Organism: Danio aesculapii
Lineage: Eukaryota; Metazoa; Chordata; Actinopteri; Cypriniformes; Danionidae
Product: gastrula zinc finger protein XlCGF57.1-like
Exons: 3
Coding region: 138-1436 (432 amino acids)
Source: RefSeq, a predicted model, not a curated record